CGCGGGGACGGAGCAGGCUGCAGACCCGGGGGCGACCGGUAGAUGUUGCCAUUGUGAUGUUUUCGGUUUUCUUUGACAGCUCCCCCUGGGCGACAUGAUUGCCUCCGUCGUAUUGGUUGGCAUUCAAUUGGCACAAGCAGCUGUUAAGUCGUGCAAUGGAUAAUAUUGCUAUUCGUUUUGUACAAGUACUCUUGUUUUCUUCUUUUGUACUCUUCGUUUAGUGGAGGUCCAGCUCAUAACUGCACCUCCAUUCCGGACCGGUAGAGGGCAGUGUCGCGCGUUGCUGUGACGUGGAGAGACGUUUGCGGAAGUACGUCCUCGGGUUCAGAGAUACCUAUUUUGUUGGUCGAGGGUCAUUCUGUAAUACGUGCUUGUAAACUGAUCAACUCUAGUGAGCACAACAAGCAGGGGACGUUAUUCGGGGUGAACAAAGACUAUUAGAAGUGCGUCAAUGUCAGGGAACUUGUGCCCGACUGUUUGAGCCUCUUUUUUGGGACAACUAGCUCGUGCUGUUGGCUCUAAAAGCGACGGGAGAACAGUGUGGACAUGGCCCGACCUCCGCAGGUCCUCUCGCUCAUCUCCCGGCUCGGUGCUCUGUGCGCGAUGCCCUCUGUUUCUAUUAACUGGUGUCGAUGUGCGAGCGGAAGAGCCAGCAGGGCGAGGAUGGGACCGGCUCAUGAGCACAGAGGGUCAGACAGAGCUCCGAGACACGGCCAGGAGAUGUCCGUUCAUGAACUUGGACUGGAGGAUGUAGAAGACAAGCUACAGGCCCUUGCUGAGGAGGAGAGAAAGGGGCAAAGGAAUGUAAAAUAUCACAUACUGAGAAGGCAGAUGACUCCACUAGGAGCUCCACAGAGGAAGCUAACCUGGGAUGCUAUGGAGCAGAUCAGAUAUCUGAAGCAAGAGCAACCAGAUGAGUGGACAGUAGAGCGUCUGGCUGAGGGCUACUCUGUCACCCCUGAUGUCAUCCUGAGAGUGCUCCGGAGCAAGCAUGUCCCCGCUCCUGAUAGAAAAACGAAGCAGGAUGCCAAAGUACUGUCUGGUCUCGGUCAGCAGGCGCUGCGUUCAGGUGCUGGGACAGAAGCGAAUAGGCGGAAGCUGCCUGGAAACCACACAUCAGCUGCACUCCCACCUGGAAGUAGAGAAUGUGCAGUGGUGCCUGUGGCUGACAAGCCAAUGAUGCUCCGAGGUGAAGGAUCCCUGGCAAAGAUUCCUGCCCCUACUGCUCUUCAAGCCACUCAGUUCAGAGCUGGUAGUAAAGUUGUUCCUGUGACCAGAUCAGGAGAAGAGGACAGCGCUUCUAACACAAAUCCUACAGAAGACGACAUAGAGGACGAGGAGAGCUGGGCUGGACAGCUGUUGACGGACAAAGAACUUGAAGAGUUUAUGGAAAUCGAAAAGCCUCACCCUGUGGUGGAAGUUGGCAAUUACUUCUUUGAUGGAGAGGGCAACUUUUUGUAUAGAAUCUGAGGACUUCCUGUGUUGAACUGUUGCCUAACCAUGGGUGAUGUUCAGGGUUGGAAUUAUGACAAUGAUGUAUCGCUCAGGGAAUUUCUAAACGGUUACUAAAUAGGCAAAAUAAAAUACAAAUGUUAUGCAUUUUUCAUCUCUAAUAAAACUACAGUUGUACUUUAAAAAUA
Messenger RNA from Cyclopterus lumpus (lumpfish), 1640 nucleotides. RefSeq names its product neugrin, neurite outgrowth associated (gene ngrn). The record is from RefSeq and is a predicted model, not a curated record. Lineage: Eukaryota; Metazoa; Chordata; Actinopteri; Perciformes; Cyclopteridae. Bases 547 to 1470 code for a protein of 307 amino acids. The transcript is spliced from 3 exons. Gene Ontology annotation, cellular component: nucleus.